Messenger RNA from Acipenser ruthenus (sterlet), 3009 nucleotides. RefSeq names its product mitochondrial ornithine transporter 1-like. The coding region runs from base 332 to 1237 and encodes 301 amino acids. Gene Ontology annotation, molecular function: L-ornithine transmembrane transporter activity. The transcript is spliced from 7 exons. The record is from RefSeq and is a predicted model, not a curated record. Gene Ontology annotation, biological process: mitochondrial L-ornithine transmembrane transport. Lineage: Eukaryota; Metazoa; Chordata; Actinopteri; Acipenseriformes; Acipenseridae.
AACAGUACGUAGCUACGUGUGUUUCCUCCUCUGAACAGACAGGUUUGGCUGAGAAGGGAAGGGGGAUGGGUUUAUGUCACUGAUGGCAAUAUUUAUUCACUCGUACAUAAUAACCUCCUAACCCACAUAUUAGAAACUGUAACCCUUGUUUGUGAUCAUCUGUCGGGCAGAUACCCCUGGGAAGUGGAUGAAUGACAAUUAAUUACACGCAAGAAGACGAGUGUGUGAACAUGUGAACUUGGCUCUUUGAAGAGGUUUUACUUACACAGCUUCAAGUAGGACUGUUCACAGAAACAAUAGGAUUACACAGAAAGCAACAGAGAAGGACACAAUGAGCCCCCAUCCUGUUGUCCAGGCUGUUAUUGACCUGUCUGCAGGGGCUAUAGGAGGAACAGCCUGUGUGCUCAGCGGUCAGCCCUUUGACACUGCCAAAGUGAAGAUGCAAACAUUCCCAACCAUGUACAAAGGCUUUGUGAAUUGUUUUAUAAGCACAUACAAGCAGGUCGGUUUCCGAGGACUCUACCACGGUACUACCCCGGCUCUCAUGGCUAACAUUGCAGAGAAUUCUGUUCUCUUCAUGUGUUACGGCUUUUGUCAGCAGGUAGUUAGGAAUCUGGCAGGAAUAGACAGCGAGACAAAACUCAGCAAUGUGGAAAAUGCUCUAGCUGGCUCGUUUGCCUCAGUAUUCUCCUCUCUGGUCCUGUGCCCAACGGAGCUGGUGAAAUGUCGACUCCAGGCCAUGCAUGAAAUGGAGGUGUCGGGCAAGAUAGCAAAAGGGCAAAACACGGUGUGGUCAGUGGUUAAAGGAGUCCUGCGCUCCAACGGUCCUCUGGGGAUGUACCAGGGUCUCACCAGCACUCUGGUCAGGGAAGUGCCCGGAUACUUUUUCUUUUUUGGGGGCUAUGAAUUCAGCCGCAGUGUAUUUGCUUCAGGAGGCAAAUCCAAGGAUGACUUGGGUGUCCUUCCUGUGGUAUUCAGUGGUGGGUUUGGAGGGGCUUGUCUCUGGCUCUCUGUGUAUCCGAUCGACUGUGUCAAAUCCAGAAUCCAGGUCCUCUCCAUGGCAGGGAAGCAGGCAGGCUUUCUCAAAACCUUUACCAGUAUCGUUAAAUACGAAGGAAUACCAGCCCUGUACUCCGGCCUGACUCCAACAAUGAUCCGCACCUUCCCAGCCAAUGGUGCACUGUUCCUGACCUAUGAGCUCAGCAGGAAGAUGAUGAUGAAGCAGUUUGACACUUGAGCUAUGUGCUGCCUACCUCGCCUUCUGUUUGGAGAAAGACUGAUUGCUUUAAAGACUUUUUUAUAUGGGGUUCAUGCAAGCCGUCUACUAGGUGGUGAUACACAGCACUAGGGUCCGUCAGACACGUUUUUAUCAUAAUUGUACAUUAAAGGCCAACUCUUUAACUCAGUCCGGAAGUGCUCGCUUUGAUUCAGAAAUGGAGCUAGUCAAGGCUAUGGACCUUGACGUUUCUACCCCAGUGUCGAAACAUAAUCUAAAUCAACAUUUAUUGCAUGCCACUUAGAGGAAUAAUAUUGAAAUUAAAGGGUGCUAAUACUUAAAUAUAAAAUUAAUAAACAAUGCACAUUUUUACAGUAAACUGGAUGUGAAACCUAAUGAACUAGAAUUACUUCUCCAAAAGGGACAUCACAUUUUACUGUCCAUGCAGUACAUUAGUACAAUAUUGUAGUAUUGACUUAUCUGUUGUUGAUCUGUUUAAUGGACAGCUGACACAAAUGUUGUUUUUUUUCAUAUUCUGCCAAGAACUUCUUUUCUCUUUUAAAAGCCUUUAAUACUUGAAACGGUACUUUAUGUAAGUAUAAUUUAAGUAUAAUUUCUAUAAUCUUUCUUUUUUUUUUUGUGGUUUCUGAAAGUGUUUUUUUCUGAAUGACUUUUAAAAAUGUAUUUAUUGGUUUAGUUGCUAGUACUGGUCUAACAUGCAUCUACAGUAUGAUUAACAGUUCCAAUAAUGUGUAACUUGCGGUGUUGUAACAUCAAGCAUAUUGCAGCAUUAAUAGCAAUGUUUCUCAGCAGUGAGUAACGAGAAGAGAGGAAAUAUUUUAGUGUAUUUUUUAAGUUAAUGCAAAAGACUUCUUAAUCCUUGUUUUAAUAAGAAAAAAACACUUUUUAAUAAUGUUUUCUUAAUUUGUCUCUUCCCACCAAAACUGUUUCUUAAAGACUAAACACCACGGCCAAAAAAUGGAAAUAUGAUUUCAAACUGCAUUAUCUUUCAAAGCUAAAACUGCAAUAUGAAAAAAAAAAAAAAAUAGCAUGAAAUAUAACACUAGACUCUCUCCGAGUCAAGACCUAUACUGUAUACAGUAGUAACUUGGUUAGAAGGGUUGUAAAAAGACAAUCCAAAGGCAAUCUAGCUGUCUGGAGGAACGUGUGAGGGGAUGGAGAUUUACUUUACUAAAAUAAUGACAGCGAUCUGCUGGAGAGAAAGUGAGGAACAGGAUGGAGCAGAAAAUGCAGUUACAUUUCUCCAAUGUUGGCAAAAGUUACAGGGACUAAAUUAUUUAAACGUGACACCUGAGUUGUUUGGAAUCUCUUUAGAAAGCAUUUUAUUUUAGGGAGAUAUUGAAGAUCACAUGGGCGCUACAGUAAGAGAAGUGAUGGAGGUGGUGGGGAGCAUAACAAUCUCAGGAGGGCAAGAUACCUGCUCCUUGUAAAUUAUAUAUUGUUCAUGUCUGUCCGGUCAGGAGUUACAACGUUAAACUCUGUUACCAGUAUUGCUGCUUCUAUUAAUGUGACUAUGAUGUUGACAGAAAACCAGAUGCUCAUUAAUAGAAAGGGUAAAAAAACAUUUUGUUUUGAGCAAUGUUUCCAUAUUUUUCGACCAUGGUGUGUUUACUGCCUUUAUAGAUGAGCUUCAGUACAUGUCUGCCUACUUGCGACCUGUUAUACUACAUAAACACACUGGUCUUAAGUAUACAUCUCAUAGUGUGUUGAAUACCCAUGUUCUUAAGUUAAAAUACAGUUAACUAUUAAAAAGUCUGUUUUGGCGAGUUUGA